This is a messenger RNA of Yarrowia lipolytica CLIB122, 933 nucleotides long. RefSeq lists its product as uncharacterized. Gene Ontology annotation, molecular function: aldose reductase (NADPH) activity. Gene Ontology annotation, cellular component: cytosol. NCBI's taxonomy places the organism in Eukaryota, Fungi, Ascomycota, Dipodascomycetes, Dipodascales. The record is from RefSeq and is a predicted model, not a curated record.
AUGUCGCUCACUACCUCCACAAUCACCCUCAACGACGGCCGGGCCAUGCCUGCUCUGGGUCUCGGCACCUUCCAAAAUGAUGCCUGCGAGCAGGUUGUGUACGACGCCAUCAAGGCUGGCUACAGACACAUUGACACUGCCUUCAUCUACCGAACCGAAGAGGCCGUUGGCAAUGCGGUUGAGCGGGCCAUUUCCGAUGGUAUCGUCGCCCGGUCCGAUCUCUGGAUCACCACCAAGGUGUGGCCCACCUACCACGACCGAGUUCCCCAGAGUGUCGACAAGUCUCUUGCUCUCCUCAAGACCGACUACAUCGACCUUCUUCUGGUCCACUGGCCCGUUGCUCUCAAUGGCGACCCCAACGACGACUACUCCUUCCUGCCCAAGCGAGAAGAUGGCGAAAUCGACAUCACCGAGGGCGAUGAUUGGAUCUCCUUCUACAAGCAGCUGGAGACCGAGCAGAAGACUGGCCGAGUCAAGUCCAUUGGCGUGUCCAACGUCUCGUCCGUCUACCUGGAGCGGCUUCUGGAACACGCUUCUGUCAUUCCGGCUGUCAACCAGUUUGAAAACCACCCUCUGCUGCCCCAGAAGGACCAGAUUGAAGCCAACCUCAAGCAGGGCAUCCAGAUCACGGCCUAUUCUCCCUUGGGAUCUGGUCAGGGAGUCAUCAAUCUGCACGAGAACCCCACCAUUGUCGAGCUCGCUGAGAAAUACAACACCUCCACUGCCUCCAUUCUCAUCAACUGGCACAUUUGCCAGGGCCGAUCUGUGAUCCCCAAGACGGCCAACAGUCUGCGAGUAGUUUCCAAUGCUGUCAAAGUGGAAAUUUCUGCCCAAGAUCUCGCCAAGAUCGACGCCAUUUCUGCCGAACACGGAACCCACAGAACCGUGCCUUUCCAUCUCUUCAAGAAGGACUGUCUUGGAUACCCUGUGUAG